AUGCCAACUAAUACGUGUGGUCCACAGAUGCCUUGUACAAAAAUGCUGGAGCCUAAAAGGACGUACGAGGUGCUGCAGCAGCGCUGUGCCGAGGAUCUUAAGAAUCUGGACGAUGAGAGCUACAAUGACAUUGAAAACUUUAAACGACAUACGUGGAUGAUAUUUAGCGUCGUUGGCGGACUCAUUUACGGCUACAACGUCAGUCUGGCUGCCACUUUGCAGUACAUGCGGGACGAUCUGCAGUUGACAUUGAUGCAAGAGGAAAUAUUGAGCGCAACUGCAACUUUAAGUGACGCAUGCUCGAUGUUAAUUGGUGGAUAUCUUGCUGACCGCUUCGGGCGCAAAGCUACAGCCAUGUUCGCCUGCUCUUGCUCUAUUGUGGGGGCACUCUUGGCUGGUGGUGCAAGUAGCAGCUUCUCGUGGAUGGUGGUAUGGCGUUUAUUUUCGGGGGUAGGAAAUGGUUUGUCCAUCCUCCUGCUUCCCAUGUAUAUUAGCGAGUGCGUGAAUGCUACUAAUCGAGGCGCAUUUCUCACACUUUUUCAACUUGGGUAA
Plasmopara halstedii is the source of this 552-nucleotide messenger RNA. Its product is annotated as major facilitator superfamily. Gene Ontology annotation, biological process: transmembrane transport; carbohydrate transport. Gene Ontology annotation, cellular component: membrane. The record is from RefSeq and is a predicted model, not a curated record. Gene Ontology annotation, molecular function: carbohydrate:proton symporter activity. Bases 1 to 552 code for a protein of 183 amino acids. The transcript has a single exon. NCBI's taxonomy places the organism in Eukaryota, Oomycota, Peronosporomycetes, Peronosporales, Peronosporaceae.